AUGGCCUCAUUCUCUUCUGUUACUCUAUCUCUCUCCAUCCUACUAGCAGGCUACCUCGGCGCCAUCUGCGUAAUACCUCCAACCACAACCCAACGAUCCCCCUACAAAACAGACCGCAUCCGCAUCAUCACAGGCAACUUUGCCCUCAGCGCAAGCCGCGCCCUGAUCAUCAUCGGCGCUUACCACGCGCUCGUUGCCCUCUUCUACCCACCAAACACCAAUAAUAGCAUCCUAUCCGCCAUCUGUCCUCACCCCGAGAAUCUCAACCCAGAGACCCUCACCUGGACUCCAACGGUGCUUCUCUCCCUCCUAGCCAUCGCAUCCGGCGCCGCCGCCCGUCUCUCGGCGUUUGUGAGCCUAGGUCGAAAUUUCACGUUCUAUCUCUCGGUACCGGAUCGAUUGAUUACGGACGGUGUAUAUGCGUAUGCCCAGCAUCCGAGUUAUCCGGCGUUAGUCGUGGUGUGUCUGGGGUGUGCUGGGCUGUCUUUGCGGUGGGAUGGGGCGGUAGGAGCGUGCUUGUUGCGUAAGGAUGUGAUUGAGAGGCUUGAUGGAUGGGGAAUGAUCGUGAUAGGAGCGUUGUGGAUGGUAGGUGUGAUGAUAGUACGGGUGAGGGUAAGGGAUGAGGAGAGGAUGCUGCGGGAGAAAUUUGGGAGGGAGUGGGAGAGGUGGAAUGCCAGGACGGCGAGGUACAUUCCGGGUCUUCUGUAG
Messenger RNA from Aspergillus lentulus, 708 nucleotides. Its product is annotated as methyltransferase family protein. Gene Ontology annotation, molecular function: protein C-terminal S-isoprenylcysteine carboxyl O-methyltransferase activity. The record is from RefSeq and is a predicted model, not a curated record. NCBI's taxonomy places the organism in Eukaryota, Fungi, Ascomycota, Eurotiomycetes, Eurotiales, Aspergillaceae. Gene Ontology annotation, biological process: C-terminal protein methylation. Gene Ontology annotation, cellular component: membrane; endoplasmic reticulum.